CUUUGAACAGAUUUGUGUAGAACUGACUCCGAAGCCACAGUUUCAAAACUCGCCUGAAAAAAAAACAGUCUACGGUAUACGGAUUAAUUACAAAUCAUAAGAAAGGGCUACCAGCGUGCUGUCUUAAUAACAAUGGUGGAUGCUUAAGAAUAUAAAAGCAACAGCUAAUCCAUCAUGAUGUGGUUUGCCUCAAAAGAUAUUGCAAUAGAUUAAUAUCAAUACCAAUAUGGGGAUUUUGAAUUUGGUGUCAAAGCUGAAGAGUAAGCCUUCUUUGGAAAGCAUACGUCAAGAUCAAAUAUCAAGCUCUAGCUCUGCUGUUGCCAAGGACACAGUAAUCAAUGAAACCAAUAGUAAUGAUGGCCAUUCAAGCAAAUCCAGAUUAGAAUCAAAGAAAGUCAACAUCGAUGAUGAUGUUGAUGUUUAUGAAGUUGACACUUCUUCAGAUUAUGAGGCCCUACCAGAAGAACUACCAGCAGAUAUUGCAGAAUUGCCAAAAAUCGUUAGAGAAGCUGUUACAUUUGAAGAUGAUCCAUCAACUCCAAUCGUCACUUUUAGAUUCUUUUUAUUGUCUAUCAUUUUCAUUGCCCCUGGUGCUUUCUUAGAUACUAUGAACAGUUAUAGAACAACAUCUGCUGCUUACUCUGUGUUUUUCGUUCAAAUUGCCUCUCAUUAUACAGGUAAAUGGCUAGCUAGAGUCCUUCCAAGCAAAGAGGUUAAUCUAGGGUUCGUGAAGUUCAAUCUAAACCCAGGUCCAUGGUCCAUUAAAGAAAAUGUUUUAGUCACUUUAGCCGCUGCUUCAGGUGCUACAGGUAACCAAGGUACAACCUCUAUUGCAUUAUCAGAGUUGUUUUAUAACGAUGUUACCCAUCCAGCUGUGGCUAUUUUCUUUAUGUGGUGUAUCAACUUGACAGGUUAUGCCUACGCUGCUAUUGCCAGAAAUUUCUUACUUUAUGAUCCACAAUUUGUCUGGCCUCAAGCUUUAAUGCAAACUAAUUUAUUCAAUUCAAUGAAAAAAGCUGAUUCAAAUUCUAAAAUUGGUUCAAAACAAGUUAGAGUUUUCUUCUUAGCUAUUUUAGGUAUGACUGUUUGGGAAUUUUUCCCUGAAUAUAUUUUCCCAAUGACUAGUUCUUUAGCAUUCUUAUGUUGGGUCGCUCCAAGAAAUCCUGUUGCUAAUUUCAUAGGUUCAGGUAUGGGUGGAAUGGGGUUCUUGAAUAUUUCACUAGAUUGGUCAAAUAUCACUUCAAGUGUUAUGUUAUCACCUUAUUGGACGAUUUGUGUUCAGUUUAUUGCUUUUGCAUUCUGUUGUUGGAUCUUGAUCCCAGCUGCAAAAUGGGGUAAUCUAUCAGAAUUUAAAGCAGGAUUAAUGUCUAAUAAAUUAUUCACAUCAAGUGGUGAAAGUUAUCCAACUUUAAAACUUAUGAUUCAAGAAGGUAAAAAGAUUUAUUUCAAUGAAACAGCUUAUGAGCAUUAUGGUCCUUUACAUAUGGGAGCUCAAAAAUCUUGGACGAUAUUUUUUGACUAUGCAGCUUAUAUCUCAGCUAUUUCUUGGAUUGCAUUAUUUGGUCGUGAAGAUAUUUUGAAAGCAUGGAAAAAAUUCAGAGAAAGAUAUUCACAAAAAAAGAACGAUGAUAAACAAUAUGUAUCAAUUAGUGAAACUUAUACAGAUAGAUUGAACAAAAUGCAAUCUGCCUACAAAGAUGUUCCAUUAUGGUGGUAUGUUGUUUUAUUCCUUAUUACAUUUGUUGUUUUGAUUACAAUUUUUGCAACAGGUAACAUGUUUAUUCCAUGGUGGACUUAUAUUGUUGCAUUGGCUUUUGGUGCAGUCAUUGUUACUCCAUUAGGUUAUUUGUAUGCUAUCUCAAAUUUCCAAUUACCUAUUGGUACUUUCAAUGAAUUAUUAUAUGGUGUUAUGAUACAAGCUACAAGUGGUGGUCGUCAUCCUGCAGGGGCAAGUUCAUAUGGUGCUAUUGCAGGGGAUGCUUGGUACAGAGCUCAAUAUAUGUUACAAGAUCAAAAAAUUGGCCACUAUAUGCAUCUUCCACCAAGAACUAUUUUCUUCUCACAGAUCUUCGGUCAAAUGAUUGGUGUUCCAGUGAAUUAUGGUGCUAUGAGAUGGAUUUUGAAUACAAAAAGAGAAUACUUGGAUGGUACUAAAGUCGAUCCUUUACAUCAAUGGACUGGUCAAAGUUUACAAUCUUAUAAUACCAUGGCUGUCCAAUAUGUUUUGGUGGGUCCAGCUAGAUUAUUUUCCACAUCAUACACUAAGCCUAUUCCAUUUGGUUUCUUGUUUGGUGCUUUAGCUCCUGUUGUUAUUUAUGGCUUACACAAAUUAUUUCCAAGAGCAAGAUUUAACUUAUGGAACGUUACAGUUUUCAGUGCAACAGCAGCAAAAUUUUACGGUAAUUUAUCAACAGGUUAUCUAUCACAAUUCAUAGUUGGUACUGUGUCAAUGUUUUACUUUUUCAGAUACAAACACAGAUUUUGGAAAAGAUACAACUAUAUUUUAGCUGCAGCCUUUGAUACUGGUUAUAAUCUAGCUGUGUUACUGAUUUUCAUCUUCUUUAGUGCUGGUAAAAUUGUUACUAUGCCUAAUUGGUGGGGAAAUAAUGCCGAUUCUGUUGAGAGAUGCUUUGCUUUGUGAUUAAUGAUUGAUGAAACGAGAUAUAAUUU
This is a messenger RNA of Hansenula anomala, 2670 nucleotides long. Its product is annotated as OPT family oligopeptide transporter. Bases 227 to 2641 code for a protein of 804 amino acids. The record is from RefSeq and is a predicted model, not a curated record. The transcript has a single exon. Gene Ontology annotation, biological process: transmembrane transport. NCBI's taxonomy places the organism in Eukaryota, Fungi, Ascomycota, Saccharomycetes, Phaffomycetales, Wickerhamomycetaceae. Gene Ontology annotation, molecular function: oligopeptide transmembrane transporter activity.